Serendipita indica DSM 11827 is the source of this 2370-nucleotide messenger RNA. Lineage: Eukaryota; Fungi; Basidiomycota; Agaricomycetes; Sebacinales; Serendipitaceae. The record is from the annotation of a GenBank genome assembly.
AUGGCAUUUUCAGUACCUAUUCAAGAGAGUGCUCCACAUAUCUACAUUUCGGCGCUUCCGUUCACACCUAUAGGAUCGCAUAUGCAUAUGGAGGGGUUAUCAAUGUAUAAGAACACUCUCAAAGUGACUAAAGGGCUGGAAAAGUCAUACCAGGGACUUCCAGAAGCGCUUCGGGGACAUACAAAUGGAGUCACGGCAAUCGCAUUUUCACCAGACGGCUCACGCAUUGUCUCUGGAUCGGAUGAUAAAACGAUUCGACUAUGGGAUGCGGAGACGGGCCAGUCGUUGGGAGAACCACUCCGAGGCCACACAAACUGGGUCAGGGCCGUCGCAUUCUCACCAGACGGCUCGCGAAUCGUCUCUGGCUCGCACGAUCAUACGAUUCGACUAUGGAAUGCGGAGACGGGCCAGUCGUUGGGAGACCCACUCCGAGGCCACACAAACUCGGUCAGGGCCGUCGCAUUCUCACCAGACGGCUCGCGAAUCGUCUCUGGCUCGGAUGAUAACACGAUUCGACUAUGGAAUGCGGAGACUGGCCAGUCAUUGGGAGACCCACUCCGAGGCCACACAGACUGGGUCACCGCCGUCGGAUUCUCACCAGACGGCUCGCAAAUAGUCUCUGGCUCGGCUGAUCAUACCGUUCGACUAUGGAAUGUGGAGACGGGCCAGUCGUUGGGAGACCCACUCCGAGGCCACACAUCCUGGGUCAGGGCCGUCGCAUUCUCACCAGACGGCUCGCGAAUUGUCUCUAGCUCGGAUGAUAAGACGGUUCGACUAUGGAAUGCGGAGACGGGCCAGUCGUUGGGAGACCCAUUCCGAGACCACACAGACCGCGUCAGCGCCGUCGGAUUCUCACCAGAUGGCUCGCGAAUCGUGUCUAGCUCGGAUGAUACGACGAUUCGACUAUGGGAUUCGGAGACGGGCCAGUUGCUGGGGGACCCAGUCCGAGGCCACACAGACCCGGUCAGCGCCGUCGCAUUCUCACCAGACGGCUCGCGAAUCGUCUCUGGCUCGGAUGAUAACACGAUUCGACUAUGGAAUGCGGAGACGGGCCAGUCGUUGGGAGACCCACUCCGAGGCCACACAAACUCGGUCACCGCCGUCGCAUUCUCACCAGACGGCUCGCGAAUCGUCUCUGGCUCGGACGAUCAUACGAUUCGACUAUGGAAUGCGGAGACGGGCCAGUCGUUGGGAGACCCACUCCGAGGCCACACAAACUCGGUCAGCGCCGUCGCAUUCUCACCAGACGGCUCGCGAAUCGUCUCUGGCUCGUACGAUCAUACGAUUCGACUAUGGAAUGCGGAGACGGGCCAGUCGUUGGGAGACCCACUCCGAGGCCACACAAACUGGGUCACUGCCGUCGCAUUCUCACCAGACGGCUCGCGAAUCGUCUCUGGCUCGUGGGAUAACACGAUUCGACUAUGGAAUGCGGAGACGGGCCAGUCGUUGGGAGACCCACUCCGAGGCCACACAAACUGGGUCAGGGCCGUCGCAUUCUCACCUGACGGCUCGCGAAUCGUCUCUGGCUCGGACGAUCAUACGAUUCGACUAUGGAAUGCGGAGACGGGCCAGUCGUUGGGAGACCCACUCCGAGGCCACACAAACUCGACGGCUCGCGAAUCGUCUCUGGCUCGGGACGAUCAUACGAUUCGACUAUGGAAUGCGGAGACGGGCCAGUCGUUGGGAGACCCACUCCGAGGCCACACAAACUCGGUCACCGCCGUCGCAUUCUCACCAGACGGCUCGCGAAUCGUCUCUGGCUCGCACGAUGAUACGAUUCGACUAUGGAAUGCGGAGACGGGCCAGUCGUUGGGAGACCCACUCCGAGGCCACACAAACUGGGUCACCGCCGUCGCAUUCUCACCAGACGGCUCGCGAAUCGUCUCUGGCUCGCACGAUCAUACGAUUCGACUAUGGGAUGCAGAGACGGGCCAGUCGUUGGGAGACCCAGUCCGAGGCCACACAGACUGGGGAGGCGCCGUUGCAUUCUCACCAGACGGCUCGGAAAUCACGUCGGUUCCAGCUGACAGCACAAUUACACUAUGGAAAACCGCAUUUGCCGAGUUAUCCAACCAUAAUGGUCAGCUGAGUCAGUCAAUCCAGGAUGGCCUUAUCUCGCAUCAAAAUACCCUGGCUUUAUUGAAAGUUAUGCUUUCCCAGCUCCGAACAUUUACUCUCUCUGAUGACGGUUGGGUGUAUCUCUCAGGGAAACUUCUAUUUUGGGUUCCACCAGACAAUCGGCUCUCAUUGACGUCUCCACUCCUGCUCACCUUACCAACGUCCAGCCCUCCCUACCCAACCAAAAUAGAUUUCACACGGUUUGAAUGUGGCUCCUCUUGGACAAAAGUCCGAGGCAGCGUCAAUCAAUGA